Molecule: messenger RNA, 1453 nt
Organism: Paramecium pentaurelia
Lineage: Eukaryota; Ciliophora; Oligohymenophorea; Peniculida; Parameciidae
Source: the annotation of a GenBank genome assembly
AUGGUAGAAGAUUCAAAACCUAAAACAUAUACUUAGAAAUUACAGAAAUAGAAACAGAAAUAAAAAUUGCAUUAGAAGAUUCAAAAUAAUGAUUCUGAUGAUGAAUUUUUAAACUAAAUGAUACUUAAGAAUCAAGAAAAUCAGAAAUUGUAAGAGAUCUAAGAAUAGAAAGAAAAAGAAUAAUUAUAGAUCAAAUAAUAAAAAGGACCUGCUUAUAAUAUUGAUUAACCUUUAAUAUAUUCCUCAUUUGUUGAUAAUACCCAUCUUAGAAAUUUAAAUAAUUGGUAAGAAAAGGAAUUCAAAUUAUAAACAUAACCACCAACUAUACCAAUUUCUUAGUAAUUUAAAGAUUAAAAUUUCCCAAUUUCACAUGAGAUUCCAUAUUUGGGAGAGAAAUCAACAAGAAUAAGUUCAGAUGAAAUGAGAGAGAAAGAUCAAAUUCAUGAGAAAUAAUUAAAAGCUUUACGUAAAGCUGCUGAAUGUCAUAAACAAGUAAGAUAAUAUACACAAUAAAAAUUAUUAAAACCAGGAAUGAAGUAAAUUAUUAAUUAAAUAUUCUAAGAUUAAUUGAUAUAUGUGAAUAAUUGGAAGAUAUGAAUAGAUAUCUUAUUGAAGCUAAUGGAUUAGAAGCAGGUAUUGCAUUUCCAACAGGAUGUUCUUUGAAUUUUUGUGCUGCACAUUGGACACCAAAUCCAGGAGACAAUACUGUUUUAGAUUAUAAUGAUGUUUGUAAAUUAGAUUUUGGUACUUAAGUUGAUGGAUGGAUUAUUGAUUCUGCCUUUACUGUAGCUUUCAAUCCUCGUUAUGAUAAACUUUUAGAAGCUUCAAAAGAUGCUACAAAUACUGGUAUCAAAACUGCAGGUAUUGAUGUAAGAUUAGGUGAUGUUGGUGCAGCUAUCCAAGAAGUUAUGGAAAGCUAUGAAAUUGAAUUAGAUGGUAAAAUUUAUAAAGUUAAAUCUAUCAAAAACUUAUGUGGACAUUAAAUUUGUUAAUAUAAAAUACAUGGAGGUAAAAGUGUACCUAAUGUUAAAAAUAAUGAUAAUACUUUAAUGAAGGAAGGUGAACUUUAUGCUAUUGAAACAUUUGCAUCAACUGGAAAAGGAGUUGUUUAUGAUGAUUUAGAAUGUUCUCAUUAUAUGAAAGAUUUCUAUGCUAAACAACCAAUUAUAAAAAAUCCAAAAGCAAAAUCAUUAUUGAAUCAUAUAAAUCAAAAAUACGACACUAUUGCCUUCUGUAAAAGAUAUUUAGAACGUGAUAAGCAAUCUAAUUAUCUUUUAGCCCUUAAAAAUUUGUGCGAUCUUGGAAUCAUCAAUGCGUAUUUUAUAUAUAUCUAUCUUAUUUAGUUUGCCACCACUUUGUGAUAUUAGAGGUUCAUAUGUUGCUCAAUAUGAACAUACCUUGUUUUUGAAGCCUAGUUGCAUCGAAAUCUUAUCCAAAGGAGAUGAUUACUGAA